AUGUCUGGCAAGCUCGACCAAUCUCUUGACGACAUCACCCAGGCCCAGCGCCGUGGUGCUCGCCGUCGUUCCAACCCCCGCCGCUCUGCUGGACGCCCAGCCGCGGCCGCUCCUAUUGGUGGUAUCCAGAAAAACACCAAGCCCGCACGCGGUUCUGGCGCAAAGCCCGUCCCGGCCAAGGCCGCUCCCAACAAGGACAGCAAGAUCAUCGUGAGCAAUCUGCCUAAGGACGUCUCGGAGCAGCAGAUUAAGGACUAUUUCAUCCAGUCUGUUGGACCUAUCAAGCGAGUAGAGCUUGUCUACGGCCCCAACUCACAAAGUCGCGGUGUCGCCAACGUCACUUUCCACAAGUCCGAUGGCGCUAGCAAUGCCUUCCAGAAGCUGAAUGGUCUUCUUGUCGACAACCGACCAAUCAAGAUUGAGAUUGUUGUCGGGGCCGCUCAGGCUGACAAGGUCAUUCCUGCCGCCAAGACCCUCGCUGAGCGUACUACCCAGCCCAAGGCCCAGGCCAAGGCUCAGCCCAAGUCCGCUGCUGCUGACAAGCACACCGCUGGUGCGGCCAAGGGAGCGGCCAAGGGAGCUGCCAACAAGAAGCGCCGUGGUCGCAACAGCCGUCCUGCAAAGAAGACUCAAGAGGAACUCGACUCAGAGAUGGCUGACUAUUUUGUCGCCCCUGCCCCUGAGGCUGUUGGCAACACUGCUGCUCCUGCUGCCGCACCUGCUGCCACUGCCGAUGCUGAUAUGGAUGAGAUUGCUUAA
This is a messenger RNA of Fusarium poae, 759 nucleotides long. RefSeq lists its product as uncharacterized. Bases 1 to 759 code for a protein of 252 amino acids. Gene Ontology annotation, cellular component: nucleus. The record is from RefSeq and is a predicted model, not a curated record. Gene Ontology annotation, molecular function: mRNA binding. Lineage: Eukaryota; Fungi; Ascomycota; Sordariomycetes; Hypocreales; Nectriaceae. Gene Ontology annotation, biological process: mRNA export from nucleus. The transcript is spliced from 6 exons.